CUGCGUUUGCUCCCGUGCUCGCGCGUAGCCGUUGCGUGAGCGAUGUCAACACUGAUUGAACUGUCAAUCUAAAUGUCAAAGCGUCAGCAAACAAGCGCAGGUUAGCAAACAAAUUGGACUAGCAUCGUGAAAACAAUAAUCCUACUGCAGUGCAAAGUGAUACUCGUGUAUAUAAAAACGCCCACGAGCAGUUUGCUCCCCAUAUAUCGACAGGGAAGUCAAAUUCCUGCGUCGAUCUGUGUGAUGGCGUCAUCUGAUAUGGAGGACCUGAUCUUCGGGGAAAUCUGCCGAUGUUGUAUGGCAAGCAAGCCCCGCAUGAAGCCACUCUUCGAUACGAACCUGUUCGCCAUGCUGAACGCCAUAACUGGCCUUAAUGUGCACGAAAAUGAUGGGCUUCCGUCCCAGCUUUGCGUGCCGUGUGUGUUACAGAUCCGCCGAUCGCACUACUUCAAGCUACAAUGCGAGAGCACCGACUUAGCUUUACGAAGCUAUGUGGUAGAUACGAAACAGGUCGUAGCGGACGAUUGCCCGACCGCGUUAGAUAUAAGACAGAUAAAGUGCGAAGUCGGUUCCUCAUCAAUGUCUGAACAAACUGCUAACGGCGCCGGGACGGAAUGCACAGUGACCAAUGCCAAUGUAAUGGGACAGCCGAUUAAGUUAUUAUGUCAGCAUUGUAAGAAAGAGUUCGAAUCGGAGAAACAGCUAAGGCGCCACAUGCGAAGACACUUCAUCGAUAAACCACACGUUUGCACCGAGUGCGGCGUAUCAUUCUUGGAGAAGUGUAAUCUAAACAGGCACAUGCUUAAGCACACGGGCGAACUACGGCACAGCAACGCCAAGCCGCACCUGUGCAGCGAAUGUGGUAAAUCAUUCAAGUACGGUACAUCGCUGUCGCGGCACAAGAGAUUCCACGCCCAGCGCAACCUCUUCGACUGUCCGAUCUGCUCGAAAUCGUACGUCGAGCAAAGCUCGCUAGAUGUGCACAUUCGUACGCACACGAACGAGCGACCGUUUUUGUGUUCCGUCUGUAACAAAGGAUUCUCGCAAAAGGCCAACCUCGAACGGCACGAGCGCACCCACACUGGUAACCUUGGUGAAAAACCCUACAGCUGUGAUCUGUGCGGCAAAUGCUUCACGCAGAAGAGCUACCUAUGCGUUCACAAGCGGAUACACAUGGACGAAAAACCGUUCUGCUGUCCGGACUGUACUAUGUGCUUUGUUUCUCGCAAUUCACUAUUGAAACAUCAGCAGAAACCGUGCACAAACAAUCCACAUCGGUGUAACAUAUGUAAAACUACGUUCCGAUUCAAAAGCCGGCUUCGUCUGCACAAGCGAACAGAGCAUUCAAAACCUAGCAUUCAUCGGUGUCCGGCCUGUGAGACCGAUUUUAAGAGCAUCACACAGCUGAAUGCUCACAUAAAGAUGAAACAUCCAGAUCUACCCCUUAUCGGCGAAGGAGAAACGAACGUUGCGAAGAACAGUUCCGUUAAACAAUCAUCUUGGAAUCGGAGAAGAACGACGGAGGACAUCGAUGAAACAUACCUUGACCAAGAAGAGGAGGAUGAAGACGAAGAAGAAGAGGAGGAGGAAGAAGAAGACAUGGAGCUUGAAAAGGGUGAAGAAGAGGAAGAUGACAUCGAAGAGAAUUCGGUUAGCGUUCUGGAAGAUUAUGACGAAGGGGAAGAGGAAACGAAUCCACACGAAGAAUAUCUGGUGGAUACGUUGUCCAACGUUGGUAGUAUAGUUGAACAGGAAAACUAUGAAGAUUUUGUUACAGACUACGCUAUAGUGAAAGAGGAACCCUUGCUGGAAAUUAGAAUCAUGAACCCAAAUGAGGUAAGUUCAGAUAUUGAACAGUGAGAGUGCGGUGAAGAACGUUAAGAAGUGUACAAUUGCAUGCACCUAAUAUAGCUUACCGAGUUUAGUUUUAAGCUUUAUGUGAAUAAUGUUUCUUCUUUCCCUUUCUUUACGUUUCUUUUGUUUGCUUACACACAUAAGAAAAUUAAAUCUUUAAAUAAUAGAUAAUAAACAAAUAAAUCUAUUUCAAAAAUCAAA
Molecule: messenger RNA, 2055 nt
Organism: Anopheles funestus (African malaria mosquito)
Lineage: Eukaryota; Metazoa; Arthropoda; Insecta; Diptera; Culicidae
Product: zinc finger protein 660-like
Exons: 4
Coding region: 244-1860 (538 amino acids)
Biological process (GO): regulation of transcription by RNA polymerase II
Cellular component (GO): nucleus
Molecular function (GO): RNA polymerase II cis-regulatory region sequence-specific DNA binding; DNA-binding transcription factor activity, RNA polymerase II-specific; zinc ion binding
Source: RefSeq, a predicted model, not a curated record